Colletotrichum gloeosporioides is the source of this 1932-nucleotide messenger RNA. RefSeq lists its product as uncharacterized. Bases 1 to 1932 code for a protein of 643 amino acids. The transcript has a single exon. The record is from RefSeq and is a predicted model, not a curated record. NCBI's taxonomy places the organism in Eukaryota, Fungi, Ascomycota, Sordariomycetes, Glomerellales, Glomerellaceae.
AUGAAUACUCAACAUUCCGGAGCGGCGACCCUGCCAAAGGGCUUCCGCUUCCAUGAUCCAGAGACGAACCCCAAAACACCGGAGCCUUCCGCGGUGGACGAGGAGUUGCAGCCACCGUCGCCUCCGCGUCCGCGCUUCAAACUGAAAAGGCGCGUCGCAUCCAACCUCACCGCCCCGACGAGCCACUUUCUCGCGUCGGUCGCUGCUGCUGAUGUGCCAAUCCCGAGCAUUGAAGAACCCGACGCAGCUGGCGCAAACAUGCAGAUAUCCAGCAUGACUUACCCGGUUAUCCACAACCUCAAAGAUUUGGAUGAUCUCGCGUUACAUAAAGUUCGCGGCAGGCGUUUUUCCCCACCUAAAACGCCAGCGCCCGGCGCCGCUCCCUCGCUAUCUCCCAGACGAUAUCCCAACUGGUCCAUCGACUCUGCCUUCAGCAGUGGCGAGUCCACCCCGGAAUGCGAAUCCAGCCGUCCGUCCACCGCGCGGUCCACACAAACCAGCGCCUCUCUUUUCAGCCGUUUCUCUCUCACGUCCGAAGAUUUGCAGUGUAUCAGCCCCGAGACUGAGGCCUCUGACCAUUUCAAUCUGUUGGUUGAUGCUGCCGAUGAGGUCGCUGAGAAGCCAGUCAACGCAAAGGGGAAGAGGAGAAAGGCCCCUUGGACCAAAGCCAUGAGCGAUCACCUUUGGACGACAUAUCUGAUGUACCUUCAGGACCCGAAAGUCACGCCGUUCCGCACCGGCAAAAGCUGCAUCCCUCCCCACGGAGUAUGCCUCCGCGUCGCCAGGGAAGCCAAGAGGAGUUGGAGAGGCCCCAAGGGCGCGAAGAGGUCGAUGAACCCGAAGAGCGGCAGCAGUACCCCUACCGUGGAAGCCGCAUGCACCUUCUUGCAGUGGCCACAUACAUGUGCAGCCACUCGUGCUCAUUUGAGAGAGCUGUGCAAACUCAAGGCAGCCUCCUCCGCAGCCCGAAAGACUCGAUUCCUCGCCCAUAGCCCGACGCCUUUCGGUCGGACCGCUACAAGGUUCUGGAACCGGAGAUCCACCCCGGCCCGGUCCCCUUCCGUCUUCUCGGCUCACGACAUGUCAAUGUCGCUGACCCUCAGCACCUCUGAGGCUAUGCAACCCCAAGGCCCCCUGGCAAAACUCACACAGUCGAGCCCGGAACCCGUCGAAGAACCAAUGACGGAACCGUUUCCUUCCUUGCCUCUCGACGUCUCCAGUCUCAACGUACCUAUGGAGGAACGUCCGCGGCUGGCUUCGCCCUUCAUGCCCAACAGCUAUGGACCUAGUUCGACAGGAGCCCUCUCUGAUGCGAUUGCUUCGAUGCCUCAGAGACAGAAUCAGAGCUUGGGGCAUCGCCGCAGCACUCUUCAACCUCCUGCUCGCUUGACGAGGAGUAGGUCCAACACUCAAAAGCGCGUUGGGAGGCCAAGGCUGGCUACUCAUGAGCCACGAAAGACGAAGCGCCCGAGUCUCGGCUCUGACCUGUGGACCGGACCUUCUCCUUUCGACGACAUGCCCAAGACACCUCUCCGCCCAGAUACGGAGUUUAGCUCAACGAACAGCAACGUCCACGAUGACCUGUUCGUCCCGCGAACCAACAUUGCAGGACUCUUCACCGCUCCGAUGCCAAUUCCGUCCGCUCGGCCGGAAACUGCUGGAGCAUCUCUGGCAGCCCCUACUGCGCCUCCUGCGCGCCUAGGAUCACCCUUCCCUGGGUCAACCAGCUUCUCGUUCCCCAACCGGUUUACCCAGCCGGAGGAGUUUGACCACGGAACUAUCCGCCGUCCUUUUGCGACGGUCCAACAAUCUGGCGAAAGCGGAUCAGCUCCGCCUCGCAACCUGGCUAACCGCCUGGCCUAUAUUGACGAACGUCUUCGGGAGUUCAGACAGCGCGAUACCAAUCGCCGCCGGUCGGAAUCGCCCUUUUAG